Messenger RNA from Plectropomus leopardus (leopard coralgrouper), 1595 nucleotides. The record is from RefSeq and is a predicted model, not a curated record. NCBI's taxonomy places the organism in Eukaryota, Metazoa, Chordata, Actinopteri, Perciformes, Serranidae.
UCAUGAUUCAGACAGGAGACCCCACGGGAACAGGCAUGGGAGGAGAGAGCAUCUGGGGAGGAGAGUUUGAGGACGAGUUUCACGCCACGCUGAGACACGACCGCCCGUACACGCUCAGUAUGGCGAACGGAGGCCCCGGCACCAACGGCUCACAGUUUUUCAUCACUGUUGUUCCAACCCCUUGGCUCGACAACAAGCACACUGUGUUUGGAAGGUGUACGAAGGGCAUGGAGGCCGUCCAGAGGAUCUCCAAUGUCAAAGUCAACCCCAAGACGGACAAACCGUACGAAGACAUCAGCAUCAUCAACAUCACCAUAAAGUGACCGGAUGUCUCCGUCAGCUCCUGUACAGUCCUGUUUUUUUACCAGUUAUUAAAGAACGCUUCGAGUCAAACUGCACCGAGAGUUAUUUGGCAAAAGAAGAAGAAACCAGGCCGACAAAUCAGGUCAAUUAGUUUAUUUUACAGCAACACAUUAUGAAUAAUUUACAAAAGCCGUCAUCAAGUCCACUGGUAACAAAGGUUCGGAUGCGCGUUGUGCUUCUAUGUUUCAAAAACAAAUGGAAAUGUUUUCACAGACUGUGGAAAGGCUUUUGAACACGUGCAGGUUUUUUAUUUGUAUUUUUAUACAUAGAUACAUGUAGUAAACAUUACAUAGCAAUGAAUAAAGAUGAACUCAAAGUCAAACGAUGGAUCCUCAAUAACGAGACGAGUGUCAGUGUUAGGUUUCACUAAGUUUCACAUUAACUGAAGGCUGCUGAUUAAAGGUACCGUCCCGUAAGCACUCCAGACACAAACAGGACUCGUCAGAUGUUUAAAUAUUUUCUCAGUGAGAUUAAUACUCAAAGAGUCCACUAAGAAACAGCAGAAAGUUUAUUUUGCUCCCAAUGAAAACUGGUAGUGAGGCAGAAAAACAAGUGCAUUCAACAAAUUCUGCGUGCAAAACGGAGGCAGAAUCGGUGCGUUAAAAACUUCUCACAACAGCCUCGUAUCAAAGUAACACCCCCCGCUCAUAAAUAAGUUCAGUAAACAGUUUGUUCUGUAACAGAAAACAUCCAAACUGGUGCGCCAUCUCAAGACCAGCUGUGGCGUUAAAUAGGUUCAUAGACACUUAAAAAAAACAACAAAAAAUAUAACUUAAAGACCCCAUGAAACAUCCACUGCUAUUGCUUACAUUAGAUAUGAAGGCAAAGUGAGAGGAGAGCCGAAAUCUGAAGUCUGAGGGGUUUGUUAGUGAGCGUCUGUGUCCCCACUCACCUGCAGAUAUACUGAAUGUUGCUAAAAAGUCGUCAGGAUUAUACGAUGUCGUCCGAGUAUACUGAAUCAACAGAAGGUACGAAAAUCACUACAACACAGACUACCCUGCAUUUACCUACUGUCACAUAUGGAGGCGGCUCUGAUGAGAGAAAAUACAGAUGAAUUCACUCUGUCGGGGCACACGGAGCAUUUUUAACAUGAAACUGGACCCAAAUCAGCGAGCUAUAGAUGCAGGAUAAACAGAUUGUCUCUGGGGGAAAAAAAAAGGUUAGAAUAGUAGAAAUGAAGCGUUGGGUUAGACUGAAAGCUGCCUUAGAAAAGAAGCAGUGGGGAGUUUGUA